AAACGUCCUGCCUGCGUGCCCGCGCUGAGCCGGGCACAUAUCUCGCGCAAGACAGGCCAUGUCUUGCUUGUCACACAUCUUGUGACAGCCGCUCGUUUGCCUUUCCCCACCGUGCUACACAGCAGCAGCAGCAGUGGUAAGUAAGCGCAGCGGCGAGGAGGCAUAUGCACUGCCCUCCCCCGGCGACUGAAGCCCAUGGCCGUCCUGUUUGCUCCUGCCUCGCCCACCGUCUCCGCCCCCAAUGUCCGCCGCAAUCACACCGCCGCCCGCUCAGCUGCCGGGCUGAUCAACGAGACCGCCAUCGCCCUGCUGCCCAGCAGUGCGGAUGACUUUGCGGGCGCGCAGGUGACAGUGCCAGACAUGAACCUGCUCGCGGAUGGUGCACCAACGAGUCCUGCACCGCGACCACCUCGACCAGCGACGGGCCUCCGCCUGCCUUCAUUUGAGCUCUUGGGUAUUGCCGCACCGCACCCGGAUCGUUUUGGCAGCCUCGCCUUCCACGACCACGACCCUACGAUGCCUGCCGCCCUCGACGGGCACCAUGCGGGCGGACAUGCAAUGCUGCCUGACAUGGACUCGCUGAAAAUCGAAUCUCCCUUAGCCGCAUCGCCCACGAAGCCCAAACUUCCCCCGGGCCUCGUGCAAACGCCUUUUCGACACGAUGUCGCUACUCUCACACCGCCCGCCGAAGCUGCUGAGCCUGCAUGGCAUCCUGCAAUCCUCGCCCACCUCUCCGACUCGUCCAUGGGAUCGCGGCCUGUCGAGCCAUGCCGCUUGACUUCAACACCGGUACGUCUUGCUGGGGAACGCCCUGUCGUCGUUGCUGCAGGUGGAGAGGCAGCGCCAGAGUCCAGCGAAAGCGUGCAUCCAGCGAGUCAUUCGCAGAGCCAUAGCCCGACCGAUGCAGAUUCAACCUGGAUUGACGGAGCUGUCAAUGUGCUCGUCUCCAACGUCCGAAGCGCGCUCCUCCCGAACAACCCAUUGCGAGUCCUCUCACACGCCUUGCCUGCGCCCUCGACCGGGCACACCUACACCAAAAUCAUUGAGCGAAUUGGCGCCGUGACACCCUCCAAUCCGCCCACGUGGAUCAACGUCUUUCACGCCAUACCUGGCAAGUUCAAUCUGCCUGACAUACCCACCUCUCCUCCAAGUACGCCUGGCCUGAAUACUGAAGAGGACUACUUCACACAGAAGGUCUUUGCGAGUGCUGUGCCGAUAUCCGACUACCAAGAUGACCUUUCCGCUCUCCCUCGAUCUCCACGGCCCAUUGUGCCACCAUCCACUGUCAACCUUGCCAUUGUAGAGCGCUACAUUCCACCGACCUCUGUGAAUGAGUUGAAAGAAAUGUUCAGCCCCAACGGGCCAUCGCUUCUUGUCGAUCGACUCGUUGAGCUUUCGCCCGCCGGUGGCUCGCUCGUCUUCAUUUAUCCCACAAAGGCCGGCGCAACAACCUUUAUGAGGGAGUAUCUCGGUCCCAUUCUUGACCCUCUUCUACGAAGCACACAAGUCGUCAACGGCAUUUCCGCGAACCUGAGUCAGGACUUGGGGACAAUGGCGGCCGCGAAACAGUUGCAGGAGUUCGAGCAGAUGCAGCAAUCGGUGGAAACAUUGUGCACCAGGCUCGCGCAGCGCGGUCGAGGCCGAUUCGCGCCUAUCUACGCAUCAAAGGCCCAGGUCAAGAUCGAGCGCGCAGCAUGGGCGAAAGACUGGUGGCCGAAACAAGAGUAUCCUAGAAUCAAAGAGGCAGUUACUCGUGCAACACAGGAAGCGCAGAAAAAGCAAAGCAAUCGAUACAUGGAAAGAGCUUCAACACCGACAGAACUCGUGUCGAGAUUGAUUGAAGGGGUGCAAAAGAAUCGUUAUCCGGUAGGCCAGGAGCCAUCGAGCGGCAUUGAAGUGAGCAUAUUUGUGAUCCAGCGUUCAGCGUAGUGGGAAUUUUCGGGAGAGCAAAUCAAUGGGAAAUAAUGAGACCAACGAUUUUGGAGCGCGCCAGGCAGGAAAGAAAGGCUGGCAGAAUGACACGGAUGCGCGUGUGGGAGAGCAGUCUACUCUAUACCCUUCUUACCAUAUUCUAAUAGGCCAGCUAUGUCAAGCCUUUGACGACAUAUAGCACAAAGCA
Molecule: messenger RNA, 2119 nt
Organism: Cercospora beticola
Lineage: Eukaryota; Fungi; Ascomycota; Dothideomycetes; Mycosphaerellales; Mycosphaerellaceae
Source: RefSeq, a predicted model, not a curated record